This is a messenger RNA of Mugil cephalus (flathead mullet), 9295 nucleotides long. It is a transcript of the gene uhmk1, whose product is annotated as U2AF homology motif (UHM) kinase 1. Gene Ontology annotation, biological process: positive regulation of translational initiation; regulation of protein export from nucleus; peptidyl-serine phosphorylation. NCBI's taxonomy places the organism in Eukaryota, Metazoa, Chordata, Actinopteri, Mugiliformes, Mugilidae. The coding region runs from base 475 to 1779 and encodes 434 amino acids. The transcript has 9 exons. Gene Ontology annotation, cellular component: neuronal ribonucleoprotein granule; nucleus. Gene Ontology annotation, molecular function: ATP binding; RNA binding; ribonucleoprotein complex binding. The record is from RefSeq and is a predicted model, not a curated record.
GCAGGAGGAAAGCGAAGGAACGGAAGUAAGAUUAAUAUCAACAAUUUGAGAUUACAACCAACUCAGGCAGAACUUCACUGCAGUCGCUAAAUUGAAUCAAAUUGCUGUCGUUUUUCUAUUUACAUGCUUUAGCAGUGCGCGGCGCAUUAUGGGGGGAGUAUUUUACUGCGUGUCGUGGAAGCGGUAUCAGUUUGAGCUCAAACUUGGUGGCUAGUUUAGCUACUCAGAAGAGCUAAAAAAAAAAUACUUUUUGUCAGCUGACUGGCGCGUACUUACAUUGACAACACCAAUAGAGUAAUAUGCUCAGAUAUUGUUCUGUGCUUAGUUUGAACGCGGCCGUGGGUGUAGUAAGAGUGUGCGCUAGCUGCUGUUGACACGUCCUGGUAGUUGAUAUGUGGCGCUGAUAGAGACCCGGCUAGCAGUGCUCCUGCAGCUGCUCCCACCUGUCAACUUGCUGGAUCCCCGUCUCUCCCAAUGGCUCACUGCGGCUCCUCCGAGCCGAGCGCAAAGGACAGCAUCCUGCCAUCACAGAGCGGCGUGGACCAGAGCAUGAAGCCGGUGCUGUUUGAGAUCUUUGGCGAAAUAUGGACCGUCCAGUCGCGUCUCGGCCAGGGAGUCUCGGCGUCAGUGUACCGGGUCAGCUCCGGCAGAGCCACCGCCGCCGUCAAGGAGUUCCAGGCGGACACUCAGGGAGGAGAUUACGGGUAUCACAAGGAGAGGUCCGUGCUGGAGGACAUCCAGGGACAUAAAAACAUCGUGACACUGUAUGGGGUGUUCACCAACCACAGCUGCAUGGGUGUUGCCACCCGCUGUCUCCUGCUGGAGCUCUUGGAUGUCAGCGUGUCUGAGCUGUUGGUGAGAGGCAGCAGUGGUACCCAGGGUGGCAGACCCCAGCAGGGCCACUCCAUGUGGCUCGUCCAGCACUGUGCCAGAGACAUUCUGGAGGCUCUCGCCUUCCUUCACAGGGAAGGCUAUGUCCAUGCAGACCUCAAACCACGUAACAUCCUCUGGAGCGCAGACGACGAGUGCUUCAAGCUCAUUGACUUCGGCCUCAGCUUCAAACAGGGAAACCAGGAUGUCAAGUAUAUCCAGACAGAUGGGUAUCGAGCUCCAGAGGCUGAGCUUCAGAACAGCCUCGCCCGGGCCGGGCUGGAGGUGGAGGGAGACUCGGGCUGCACUGCUGCCGUGGACCUGUGGAGCCUGGGCAUCAUCCUGUUGGAGAUGUUCUCAGGAAUCAAACUCAAAGACACUGUCCGCACACAGGAGUGGAAGGAUAACAGUGCUGCCAUUGUAGAUCAUAUCUUUUCCAGCAACAGUCUGGCGUGCCCUGCCAUCCCUGUCUACCACCUCAGAGACCUUAUCAAAAGCAUGCUUCUCAAUGACUCAAAACAGAGAUGCACAGCUGAAACUGCCCUGCUGAGCCCUUUCUUCAGUAUUCCCUUUGCACCUCACAUUGAGGACUUGGUUCUGCUGCCCUCACCUGUUCUCCGUCUGCUCAACUUGAUCGACGACAGUCAUCUGCACAAUGAAGAAGAGUAUGAAGAUAUCCUGGAGGACAUGAAAGAGGAGUGCCAGAAGUAUGGCUCAGUGGUUUCUCUGCUCAUCCCCAAGGAGAACCCAGGGAAAGGACAGGUGUUUGUGGAGUACGCCAACUCCAGCGACUCCAAAGAGGCUCAGAGGCUUCUGACGGGCCGCACCUUCGAUGGGAAGUUUGUGGUGGCCACCUUCUACCCUCUGAGUGCCUAUAAAAGGGGUUACCUGUACCAGACUGUACAGUAAAGUCCUAAAACUCAAUUUACACUUCUGCAUUGUUUGCAGACACCACUGCAAAGGGCACUACAAAGGAGAAAAUCUUCUCCCUAUGAAAAUGCCUUCUGUUAACAAAGUUAAAAGCUCUGCAUGUCAGCCACAUGGUGUUCAACCCUAAGUCUGCGUUUCGUGCCGAGUGUAAACUGAGCUCUUUCACCUCCUCUUGCACUACUAUUAUCAGUGCACAUCCAUUAAGUUCUUCAAGGUGAACUGCACUUCUCGCGUAACGACUGAGGCCCACAGGUCGGUGGUCGUGGGACGGCGGUUCCUCUUUGAGCUUCCAUUUCUUUCUUCGCUUUGCAAGAUCAAAAACCUAUAUUAGAUGACGGUGCACACUUUAACGGUCUGAGCUCUACAUUGCAUCUAAAUAGUUGCGUCACUUUAGAUAAAUUAUUAGUGAAACACUUUAUAUCAUCUGUGGAAUCAGGGAUGUGAUUAGAAAUAUGUAGCAGGUAAACACUAACGUCCUGUGUGCAUCGACAGAAAUGCCCUGCAAACCUACUCCCUGUGAACUGAUCAUUUCCUGUGGUGAACGCUAGUGUCUUAUACUGUUGUUAAACUAAUAAUUAUUUUCAGUUUAUUAUGAUUAUUGACUAUUUAUAUCGGCGUUUAGCAUUCAGAGGAAAUUACAUGGGGACCAGGGGAAGCUCAGAGCUUCUGAAGCUUCUGCUGACUCCUCUGUCCAUUUUCCGGGAGAAAUGCUUUUGACUGUCUCACCCACCAGAUGGUAGCACUCUCCCACUCACUCACGUUCAUUAUCUGAUCUAGACGGGGGGGGCUCCUAGCACCCUGUCCUGUAGCCUUGUGGUUUGUAGCUUUUUAUUUACGACUCUGCGUGAAGAAAAUAGAGAGAAUACUUGCUUCACUGCGUGCUUCCCGUCACGAUGACAUGAAGUCAGCUUCAUAUUUUUACUGCAACUCUGAAAUGGCACAAGAGCAAGUAAUACUUUGUGAGGAGAGCUCGUGUAUGAACUGGAUUGCCCUUAUCCACUUUCCACUUGGAAAAUGAGUCUGUGAACAAAAACAGAGGUAGACACGUCUUCUAAUGAACUAAAGUCAAAGGGCGCUGUCGGUUUACCUCAUAGCUGUGACGUGAUUUUGAAUUGUAGCCUAGAGCCAAAGUGUCGAGCAGAAUGGGAGAUGCAACUGUUGCAACUCAACUGUUGCUCUGCCUCGAAAGUAUUGUCGUAAAGCUACCAGGUGGAGUAUGUUUGUAGCAUUUUUUUAUAAUCACAUGCAUAUUUGUUUGUGGAAAAACUACACGAUAUAGCUGUAUACUGGUGGCGGUGUCUCCACCCUUUUCAGAUUCGACACGUACGGGCUUUUUCCAGUACGGAUGCAAGAUUCUGCAAUGACUGCUGCACUAACUAGGCAGACGACAUGUAAUGUUGGACAAUCAUUGCAUAGAGUCAGUGCAUGAAUCAGCUGAUUGAUGGGUAAACUCCCGGCCCUGCACUAUAGCACUAUUUCCUCGUGGUACUACCUUAACCCUGAGCGUCUGUGUUUGAUGCUCUUGUCGGCUUUAACAGCUGCUGCUAGUUUCAUGACAAGGUAUUGAGUUUAGAAAUGUCACAAACUGACACGAAAUCAAGUUUUUUGGAUCCAACUUUUUAUUUUAUUUUAUUUUUUUUAAGUUGGUUACAUCGAGGCGGAUUAUUUUCGAUACCACCAAGCCUGUGUUUUUGCAGGAGAAUGUUAACCUGGUGUAGCAGAAUUCAUCGUGGGACUUGUUUCAGCCGAUAGAGAUAGAAAAAAUAGGCCUGCAGGCAAUCAGAGAGUCCUAUAGAUGAAUCACAGAAACAAAUAUUGUGCAUAUGCUUCUCGACAAAUGCCUUAAUUGCUGUUCAGUGUUCGUCCUUUAAAGUUCUUUUAUAACAAACAUAAUGGCAGAAUUUGAACAUUUUGCCUCUACGUCGGUAACCAUAUUUUAACAAACAAAAUUUAAGAGUUAAAAUGUGUUGGGUGGAGGAACUACAGGUUUGACUUCCGCGCAAAUAGAAGGUACUUUUUUAAUUGUAGAAACCGUAGUUCUGUUUACCACUUUCCACCCUGUCGCUCUGAUACAAGAGAUUUCUUUACAAAUAGUGUACGACAUCCACUAACAACCAAAACGCUGCUUCAACAUCUUGCCCUACAGCUAAUAAUUCACAUAGCCGAACGCCUUAGAAAAUAGCUCUUUUCAAGCUGAUUUAGUCUGUUCAGUAACAAAUCUGGGCCCGUGUUCGUAAAGAUUCAGAGCAUCCUCUCAGAGAGCUCCUAACUCCAAGCAACAAGUCUUAGCAUGAGAGUGAUUCCAAAACAUUCUCAGAUCUUAGUGAUGAGAUGUGGUUUGUAGGUACGAGUCGUUAUGUCACAAGGUGUGAUUGGUUGAUCAUAAAAGCUUAAUAAAAUACACUUUUGGUGAUGGUGGGCACAGAAUGGGCCAUCAAAUCAAUACUUGAUCAUCAAAUCUAAACUCUAUGAAGACUGUGCAAUUGUAAAUAAUAUUUUACAUGAAAGGAAAAAUCUCUGUUAAAUAAAUGGUAAGCUAUACUAUUAUAAGUAAGCUGAUAUCCAAAAAAAUGUGUGAAAACUCAGGCCCACUUGCACAGUAUUCACAGGCUGAUAUUUCUAUUUAUUUGCUUACAUUCAUGUAACAUGCUGGUAAUUUUUACACUUCUUCCAUUUGGUAUUAACGAGAGUAAAAUGGAUCAGCUUUCAUCAAACUGGCCAAAUUCCUGCACGAUCCAGUCUCUAGCGUUUAAUUAAUUCAGUGUUUGGAGAAUAUCUCUUCCACCUCUUCCUUCUGCCAUUUUUUCCUCUGCUUAACAAAGUCCUAAGCCUCUUAAAAGUCUUCCUCCGUGUCCUUAAACGAUCUCACCUAAGUAGCGCUCUUGAGAGCUGAGAUUCUUUAGAAAUGCCUUGAGGGGAAAUUCUCAGAAAACAAAGAGUUUUCUUAUAAUUUGGUCCCUAGGAGCAACUCUUUUUGCUAAGAAUCUUUAGGAAUAUGGCCCCCGGACUAUCACAUACCUUAAACAGACAUCUAUUUUAGUCUCUUUAUGAAACUGCUCACUGCUCAUUACGUUAAAGCCGGACUAAUAAAAUCUUAUUAAACAGCUACAGGCGGUGGUAAUGAUGGCACUGCUAAUGCUAACAGUAGUAGUAUUAGUUGUUAUAAACUGUUGCUAAAGUUAAACUGCUAGACUGCCAAAAAAACACUUUUUAGUAUUUAGCAGUAAUGCUAAACAUUUAACUAAGAUGCAAAGAAGCUGACAAGGUUGGACAAGUCAUAGAGAGACAAGUCAUCAUGUCAGCAAACACAGUAAUUGUUAGAAAGCCUUAUUCGUUUUCUGGUGAUCUACUGGUCACAGUCAAGUGAGUCCUUAGUGGUAACGCCUGAUAGUGUUAAGAUAAUAAAUGUUGUGAAAUGGACGUUUCUUUCGUAAAAGUAAGAAUGUUCCAAUUGUUAUGCUGCUGGUUUGCUCUCAUUGUAAAGCACAAAUAAAGCACUGUUCAAAUGGGAGAUGGGAUUUCAGGGUGUGAGAGAAACCAGAGGCUGCAUAAUACAAAACUAUUUGAAGCGGAUGAAUAGAAAUCAACAUGCUUCCAAAUAUAAAAUAAAUCAUCUGUAUUAAAUAGAUGAUGAAGCACACUGGUCUAGAUCAGUUACAGUUUUAUUUUCGACCAAAGUGAAAGUAUUUUUCUACAAUAUUGAUUUUCCAACCACUCCUCUGCUCUAACCACUUGACUAUAAAUCUGUUUCUAUAUCUGUGGUAUACAAGGACAAUGAUCACUAUUGUCAGAUACUUGUGACAGCAGUGUAGUGUUUACUAGAUUAUCCAGAAGUUUGUCAAGGACCCAAUGCAGAACGCGAUUGUCCGACAAUGUUGGACUGUUCUGUUAAGGCAUUUUAAGUUUGUCACUGGUUGUCCUUUGUGAUUUGUGUAGCUCCAUAGCUACCUCCUGCUUGACCCUCAGAUAAACAUUUAAUGACAGCAUCAGUGCUGCCAUGAGAUUACUGACCAAGAAUAAAAUCCCUACCAGUCCACUGGUACUGAAUUUUGGUUUACAAAUUCACAAAAGCUAAAAUGUACAAGUGGACAUUUUGAAGCAAAUUUUCCUUGUGUGCGGUGUAUGCAGGACAAAUCAGUGUGUGUGUCUAAGUUGCGCUCUUUAGUGUAGGCCUAAUGUGAGGGGCCGUGUUUGCAUAGCAGCAGCGGCAUGGAUGGUGUCGCACGCUGUUUCCUCGUCCACUGAGGGAGGGAUGUAAACUCCAACGCUCAGGAGCGGAGCGUGUCUCCAUCCGCCGCUACCGGCCAAAUCCGGUACUUGACAUUCAUAAUACCAGCUGUAGGUUACUGGCUGUGUAUGGAGGUGUGGUUCUUCCAAGUUGUUUACAUUAGAAAGUGCAAGUGAGCUUUUUCAUUUGCAGCCCAUCAGACCUACAACGCGACUGCCUACACGUAUGAAUGAAAAUAUCAACUAAUAGAUGAAAGGUUUGAGAAUGUUUGUAGCGUGUAUGCUCAGACUUGGUUUUGUCUGACUCUGGCACUACAGUCAUUAAUAGUCUGAGAAAUAAGUUUCUGCCACAGACCUGUGAGCGUCCAUAGUGGAAUAGCUUUGGUAGUGUUUAAAUAUUUGAGUCAAAUAUUUGUUGAGACUAUCGCUGACCUGAAUGUUAACACAUCAGGUUGGUAGCUCCAUCCUGACCUGGAUGGUGGUAUCUGCGCCACCAGCUUUUUCUUUUUCUUUUUUUUCUUUUUUAAAUCUCAUAUUAUCUCAUUAUAUUUUUUAUUUUAUUUCAUUUUAUUUUAUUUUCUAUUGAUCAUUUGAGCUUUUUUUGUGUAAAUAUGUUGGUAUAAAAUAUUUUUUUCUUCAUUGAUGUCGGUAGCAUGAAGCAUUGUUGCAAAUGAAUUGCUUACUAGGCAGCAAACAUAAAAAAAAAAACACUUUGUACGAAGUAAACUAUUCUGAUUCAUAGGCUUUGUUUUACACUGUUUACUCGUUGAACACUCCACGAUUGUGAUAUUAAUGAACUAGCCUAUUUUAGUCUAAAACGACAACAACAUAAAUCACUGAACAUGUAUGUAAUUUUGUCCUAAAGAAAAAAAAAAAAACAUUAACAUUAGCCACAUGCAUUUUUUUUUUAUUUAUAUAUGCAAAGUAGUCAUGUGUUAUUUAAUUCCUCAAUGAGAGCCAGCGUUCAUUACCAGAUAUUUUCCUUUUACUGUUGCAAAACGCGUAGCGCGCGAGUCAAGAGUUUAAGUUAUAAUCUCAGCUUUUGCGUAGUUCUUUUAGCAAACCAAUAUCAGGGAGUGCGAGAGACGUCCCUUCUUUCUUUAUUUCUCGUUGAGCAGCCCACUGUUUUUCCAUUCUGUCUCCAUGCAGCGCACACACAACAAGCAGCACUGGAACAGUUGUAUCGACGGCAAUGCAUCAGAGGCAGGUGUCGCUUACGCGAUAUCGUAGUGUGCCCCGAAUAACGUAUGUGUUUACUGGCAACAACAGGUCACAAGUGGUGAAGGGAGACACAGCCGGAGGUGCGUUCUAAUGCCAGGUGUGUGCAGAGACACUUGAAGCCAUUCCACUUGUGAUUGGAUCACCAAAGGCAGAGGGCUGUUCAGGAAACACACAACCAGUCGCCCUGCAGCAAACUGACGCAUUUCCACCACAGCAACAGUUCCACUCUCAGGUCCGGCCAAACCCGGCCUUCGCCAGCUACACAGAAUUCCCUUUUCUGACUAAGAUGUACGCAGCUGGCGUUAGAACAUGUGAGUCCACUGCUGUGGUCGUUUGCAAAUACUCAAAAUAUACCCUAGUGAGGUGGUCUUUGAACUCCUUUCUUGUCCAUUACUGUUCUUAAAAGGAGUGUAUGAACUUCCUCGAGUCCUCCGUCAUUGUCUGUCUCCCAUCUUUCCUGCUUCCCUCUGAGGCUCUUCCUUCUCCAGCAUUUUUUAAGUUGUACUAUAUUGGCUUAUUUGCCCCAUGCCCCAUUGAUUUCACUUAAAUUUCUGAGUUUGGUUGUUUGUUUUUGAGGCUGCAUUACAUGAUUCCUCUGUGUUGAAAUCUUUACAUUUCAGACACUUGCUUCUCACUGCCAUUUAGGUCUGCCAGUGCUCUGAGGUGCAGAUGUACGUGUGUUGAUCUUCCGUUUUUCUGUUAACGAACAUAUAAGCGUUUUCUAAUUUCAUGCCACCUGACCAGUGUCAGGUCUCAUCAUGUGUGUGCGUAGAUGUGUGUGGAGGAUCAGGCAGCAGUGAAGAGUUCUUGGUAGAAGCGUUCAUAGUCCUCAGGCUCCAUUUACCAGUGAGUAUGGCUUGUCCGUACGUUGGAUGUUAUGAUAUGGAUUUUGCUUCAUCUCUUUCUGUGUAUGUGUGUGUUGUUGCUCUUUAAAGUAUGUGCACCCAUUUGCUUGUUAAAGGCAACAUUAAAAUCAUUUGAAGACAAUGUUAGAGUCAAUUAGGCACCGAAGAGCUGAUUACUUUAUGUGCUGUAGUCGGUCAUCAAAACAGAAGCACAUCCUGAAAGGACAAUCUUGAAACUCUAGACAGCACAGCAGACGAAAACUGGAAGGUAAUGGUGUCCGUAAAAGAUCAAAUAUAAAUAGCACUUCUCAUUUGCUUCAGUCUGCUCACAGUCUGCAGCAGUUAGCUUAAGUUUUAAAUCAUUUUAAAUUGCUAAGCUCUUUCUUGAUAAAAGUAGUUGAACAAAUGUCAAUGAGAAAACCCACACUCCAACAGUGAAUAUAUCUACAAACGCCUUUUGGUUCAGCUUCUGAGCUGUUAUGCACAAUGGGGAAGUGUUUAACUGGCAUUAGAAAGAAGUAUUAUUUAUGCAAAAGAUGGAUGUCUGUAAUCCCCGGGAAGUGUCCGUUUUCUUUUCCAAUUCACAAUUGAUACUCCAAUCACUGGAGAUGGUGUGGAAAACAAAAGCAGUCAUCCUAUGUAAGUUAAAAUGCUCUAUAGAAGUGAAGAGACUGUUGAGGUUGUCACAAACUGCACCAGCUGCCAGGUCCUAGAAAACCAAAUCCUGAUGGAAAUUUCAUCCAACAGAAACCAAAUCAUAUGGAAGGAGUGAGAACUUGCACAUUUAAUCUUAUUAUUUUGAGUUGAGGAUUGUAAAAAAAAAAAUUUAAAAAAUGCAAUCAUUUAAAAUGUCAAACAACAAUCCUUAAAGGCAAUUGUUGCCUUUUCUGGUGGAAGUCUUCCUUUGCAUUUCUUUGAACCAGUUUGGUUGAAACGUGGGCAAAAGUUGGAUUAAAACACUAGAUGUCGUUCCGGAGAACCGCGGGAUACCCGACGAAGUGUCCCACAGUUCAAACUGAAGGCAAACAACUUAUGCUUCUAGAAAGCACAAUGUGAGAAGGGCACUGUGUGCAUGCUACAAUAAAUGCCACAUGUUAAGAAUCUGUGAGUUGAACCCAUGUUUUCCAACCUCCCAGUUGGGGGUGAAUCAUAGAAGUCAUGCAGUUUGAGAAUCUCAUAAAUAAAAAUGAUGCUCGACUUGA